AGUGUCCAAACGCAGUUUAAGUGAACUGCUCUAAGAUGCUAUCCUUCGUGAUACUUUGUUGUGUAUCUAUAUGUUCUGCAUUACAGUCAAACCAGUUACAAACGAACCUUGAUGAUGGGCCACGUUUUCAAUAUGUGGCCAAUUCGAAUGGAGAUUUUCAAAUAGCCGACGUAUGGACAACGUUGAAUGAUAUUUUCAGUGGAUCUAAAUUUAACCCAACCGUAUCAAAUGUUUAUCAUUUGUUUACCAGAGAAAACCCAACUAUAAGCCAGCCAAUCGUUACUAAUCCUGGCUUACUAUCUCAGACUAAUUACAAGAACACUAGAAGGACUAUUAUCCUCAUACACGGAUGGAUGAAUUCAGCUACGUCAGAUUUUAAUAAUGUUCUCGUACCUGUGCUCUUGGCUGCUGAAGAUUUAAAUGUCAUAGUAGUGGAUUGGAGUGCUGGAGCUGGUUCCUUGAAUUAUAGAGAAGUAAAUCAAAAUUGUAUUCUAUCCGGCGCAGCGGUGGCACGGUUCAUUAACUGGUUGAAUGGGGCUAGUGGUUCAACGAUUGCUCAGUAUCAUAUUAUCGGUCACGGAGUCGGUGGACAUCAAGCUGGUAUUGUAGGAAGAAAUUUAGGUCGUCAAGUGCCAUAUAUUACUGCCCUGGACCCAGCACUCAUUGGAUGGGUUAACAAUAUUUUCCGUUUCCGGCCUUCCGAUGGAUUGUAUACUGAAGUAAUUCAUACCAAUUAUGGUGUCUAUGGCUAUCUAGGUGACCUUGGUCUAGUUGAUUUCUAUCCUAAUGGAGGUAUUUCAAUGCCCGGUUGCAAUUCGAACGCUUGUGAUCACGCUAGAGGUUUCCAUUAUUUAGCAGAAUCUAUUACAUCUGGAGGAUUCACUGGAAGGGAAUGUGUGAAUUAUUACGCCGCUGUUUUGAAGUUAUGUUAUGGUCCAAAAACUUUGAGAAUGGGUGGACUCACUCCUAAAACUGGAGAAACUGGCGUCUAUUUGCUCGAGACGAACGCAUCUCCACCAUUUUCCCAAGGAUAAUUUCACGUCACAGAGUCUCGUG
This is a messenger RNA of Vanessa atalanta (red admiral), 1056 nucleotides long. RefSeq names its product pancreatic triacylglycerol lipase-like. Bases 36 to 1034 code for a protein of 332 amino acids. The record is from RefSeq and is a predicted model, not a curated record. Gene Ontology annotation, molecular function: lipase activity. Lineage: Eukaryota; Metazoa; Arthropoda; Insecta; Lepidoptera; Nymphalidae. The transcript has 6 exons.